Messenger RNA from Strongylocentrotus purpuratus (purple sea urchin), 4066 nucleotides. It is a transcript of the gene nup133, whose product is annotated as nuclear pore complex protein Nup133. Gene Ontology annotation, biological process: transcription-dependent tethering of RNA polymerase II gene DNA at nuclear periphery; protein import into nucleus; poly(A)+ mRNA export from nucleus. Gene Ontology annotation, cellular component: nuclear pore outer ring. Gene Ontology annotation, molecular function: protein binding; structural constituent of nuclear pore. The transcript is spliced from 34 exons. The record is from RefSeq and is a predicted model, not a curated record. The coding region runs from base 73 to 3486 and encodes 1137 amino acids. NCBI's taxonomy places the organism in Eukaryota, Metazoa, Echinodermata, Echinoidea, Camarodonta, Strongylocentrotidae.
UCGUAUGUGUUCUAUAUCCCGAUGGUGCGACGCGGGUAAUUUCUUAAAUUCGGAGUCCUCUCAGACAUCAUCAUGCAGAGUUUCCAAGUAAUUGAAGAAACACCACAGUAUUGUGUUGAAACCUUUGGACCAUCUCUUCCUGUACUUAUAACAGAAGUUCUUUUACAAGCUGAUCGUUCAGCCAAUAUCAGUGUGAAGCUAGAUAACUCAGGAUGGGCGUGUCUAGUUUGUGACAGACGGCUAUUUAUAUGGAGAUACAAGCAGACUCAGGCAGCAAGGAUUGGGCUGUGUUACCAACUGGCGCUUCCAGCCACUGAGCUAUGUCACCGAGCAGAUCUGAUAUGCCUGAUCCCGACUGGUGGAGGCAACAGCGGGGCCGACAGCCAGAUGGUCUCUGUCCUGGCUGUGUCUCCAGAGGGCGUAGUUCGCUACUGGCCCACAGCCCACAGGGAGAUUGCCUACUCGGAACGAAGUCUAGAGCUGGGCGGUCAGGAGUGCUUUACCCUGACGGCAUUUGGGAAACACCAGUGUAUAUUGGCAACGACUACAAAUCAGUUGAUGAUGAUCUCUGUAUCACCAUCAACCAUGCAGUCCCAAGUGGAAGUCCACACACUAAAGUCCAGUCAGGGGAUGAUAGCGAGAGUGUCUUCAUUUCUCUUUGGAGCCCAGAAAGAUGAAACAUCCGGUCUAAGACGGGUUCUUGCCGGUUCCGCUGAGUCUGCAGGAUACCCUCUCUACAUCCUCCAAGACUCCAUCCUUCAGAAGUGGUUCAUAUCGGGACCUGGACAGGAACAGGUUGUCUAUGAGAAGCAGUUGGAUGGCCUUUUCAAGCAACAAUUCCAAAGAGAAAUGGGUGCAUCUUCCAUGGAAAACAUCAAAGUGUGGCUACUUGAUAUUCAGCUUAUCUCCAAUAUCGCAGUCAUUCUGGCAGGAGCAGUAAACACAUCAUCACCGAACCAGAGGAUUAAAAUCGCCAUUGCAACACUGAAGGUUCAAGUCGACACGGACACACCAACGAAACUUGAAAGCUUUGUUGUCGCAUCCACCCCUCCACAGGAUUCUGAUGAUGAGGGUGCCCUAGAUAAGCAUCUCCUGCUUGCCAAUCCUGGAGGCCCACACUGCUACAUCUACUCACAACACUCUAUCGUAUGCUGCUCAGGAUUGUUUGACCAGAUGCCAUCUUUCCAGGAGGUGGGGUUCUCCAAGGCAGGCGACUCUAUCAGGGGUGCAGGUUGCUUUGAUGGCCAAGCUAUUUUCUUCUCCAGCAAUCACGGGGUUAUCACUGUCAAUACAUCGCAAUCAGAAAUGCCAAGUUUCAUUAUGGAUGACAGCAGAACAGGGCAAACUUCAAGACUAGAGCAUAGGAUACACAUUACUGGAUUUGAGCACCGUACCAAACGGCAAUCCAUGCAGCAGCAAUCCAUGCAACAGCAAUCCAUGCAGCAGUCUUCCUUCACCACGCCGUCCGCUAGGAGUCGACCCUUUCAGGUCAUGUCAGCAUCCAGGUCGCGACCUGACACGUCCAUCCUGGAGACGACAGGAGACUUAGAGGAGGAUAAGACGAAUGGACUCAAGAUGGCCUUCCUACACUCGUGCAAGCAUGACAUGAAUAAGGCAGAGAACUUAGUCCAGGACCUUUUCCUCCAAGACACAUUUGAGAGAGGCAAGACCAACUCGUCCCUGGACCAGGCAGUGGCUAAACUGAGUCGGGAACUCAUCGAUGAUUUUCCAGCUUCGGAUCCAAGAUGGGCGGAGUCUCUCCCUCAAGAUUCUGUAGCAUCCACUGGUUCCCUCAUCCUCCUGCACCAGCUGGAAGACAAGAUGAAAGCCCAUGAGCAUCUCGUCAAGUUCAUCAAGGAUGUCGGUAUCUGGGACAUGCUUCAUUCAGUGAUAGUAAGAGACCUACCGCAGACGACACACAACCUUCUCAGUGAGCAUGCCGAGAAGCUCUCUGCUGCUAGAGCACUGUGUAACAAACAUGUCAAAUUCCAGGGACUGAUAGACACAGCAGUAUGUCGUGCCUUGAGGAAGAGGAAGCAAGAUGCAGUCCCUUCCGGUCUUACCCCUAGAGACAUCUUCUACAGAGAGGUGUCUAAAAUGGAAGAUAUUGUGGAAGCCUUGAUGGAGGAAGAGCAGGAUCUUCUAUCAAGUGGACUUACUCCCCAGGACACAGUGAGUCUCAUCUCUAGCAUCAACACCAUCAUUCAGAGUGUCCUCCAAGAAGCCUGGCACCUCCACCAAUCAAGGUCACUGGUCUACCAGUCUCACAACGAGGCCAGCGGGACCUCGUUGCCGUUCAUUCCAUGGAUUGCCUCUUCUGGGCCAAGGGGCAUACGUAUGCAGCUUGUACAACAGCAUAACCUGACGGUAGGCAGGGCCGUGGCUAACGCAGAGGACGCCCAGUCUCGCUCCGGUCUCUUCCAGCAGCUCCAGUCCAUCACGGACCUCUUGCUGGAGGGCUACAUCGCCCAGCUGGAAUCUUCCAUGCAGGCUGACGGGGAGGACAGCGUGCAGUAUGCUGAGCUGGAGCAGAGGUAUACCCAGGAGAGGACCACCCUCAUCUCCCCAUUCUUGGAGCAUAGACAGUUCGAGAGAGCAGCUGUGCUUGCUGAGAAGUACUGUGACUUUGGCAUCCUCGUUGAGCUUUGCGAGUCUGGAACGGGCCGCAAGGACAGACUCCAGUACUACAUGGAUCAGUUCUCAAAUAAGGGCUUCUCUGACUUUGUUUUCAAGUACUACAUUGACAGAGGUCAACGUGGGAAACUGCUGACCCAUUUUGCCCAUCGUCCAGAGCUGAGUGAAUUCUUACAACCACAUGACCACUUGGGAUGGCUACAGGAUAUCCACACCAACAACUACUCGCAGGCCCAGGACACAUUGAGAAAACUUGCAACUAGAGAAUCCUUCUCAGUCUCAAAGAAGAAGACGCUGCUGAGCCUUGGCAAGCUUGCUGCUCUAGCAUCGGACAAUGAUCAUCAGAGAGAGAUUGGUGAAAUCAAUGCAGAGUUGGACGUCAUCACGCAUCAUGAACAGCUACCAAGGGAUCUUAUUCAGAAAUUGAAUUUGAAUGGGGAUGAUCUGCCCUGCAUGACUCCACAGCAACUAAUUGAGCUCUACAUCAGCGAGAGGAACACAAACUCCAACGAGUAUGACUUCAAGAAGGCUCUAGAUUUGCUACAGUACCUCCAUAAGGAGGGCUCCCACUAUACAGACCUGAUGGUGAGGAUAUGGUGCAGAGCUAUUCUACGAGAUGAGUGGAAUGAGAUGCAGGGUGUGGACCCAUGGGACUACAUCAAAGACUCCAUCUUCUUUAAGACAGCUGCCAAAGCACUCCAAGAAGGUCUUGACCUGACCGAGUGCCUGCCAGACCCAGACACACUGAUGCAGCACUAUGAGCUGCAAGGGAUGAGGGACAACACACGGUUCGAGUACCUUCUCAGGACUGGCUUUGAGCAGAUCGGCAGGAGUCUAGCCGCAGCUGAGUAACAAAGAAAAUAUAUUCCUUAGGUCUAGCAUGUUGAGCGAAUGAAAUAGGCUUGUAUCGAUCCUUUGGGGCUGGCUUUGGGCAGAUGGGUCCAUGUCUAGUAGCAGACAAUUGGGUUCAUCUAGUACACGGUUUCCGCUGCAGAGGGAUGGAAUGAGACACUUCAGACUCUUGAAAACAUUCCAGAGUCUUGGAGUAAAGAGAGAAUGAACAUCUAGGCAUUGUCUUUAGCAAAAGGAUGAAAUCACUGUUACGCCUUGUUCAUGCAUAUCCUGGUCCAGCCCCCCCCCCCCCCCCCCUGGGGAAAAAACUUGAAAUGCAAAGAAAUAGAUAUGCGUAGCAGUGACUACCAUGUAUUCACUUAUCUGUGUGGUUUAUAAAGUCACACUGUUUCACAUCGUGAGAAUGCUAGUACAAAUAUAGACGAAAUCGAUCCCACCCCACAGUUUGUUUUAAUUUUCCGGGCACUGGCGUAGCCACAGGAGGCACUUGUCCCUGCAAAAGAAUGAUGGUAGAGGAAAACUUGGGGGGGGGGGGAGUGCAGAGAGGGAACAGAGGGUCAAUUGGAAAAGAAGAUGAUAU